This is a messenger RNA of Salvia splendens (bonfire salvia), 2060 nucleotides long. RefSeq names its product transcription factor MYB3R-3. Gene Ontology annotation, molecular function: RNA polymerase II cis-regulatory region sequence-specific DNA binding; DNA-binding transcription factor activity, RNA polymerase II-specific. The transcript is spliced from 9 exons. Bases 135 to 1706 code for a protein of 523 amino acids. Gene Ontology annotation, cellular component: nucleus. NCBI's taxonomy places the organism in Eukaryota, Viridiplantae, Streptophyta, Magnoliopsida, Lamiales, Lamiaceae. The record is from RefSeq and is a predicted model, not a curated record. Gene Ontology annotation, biological process: regulation of DNA-templated transcription.
GUUUUCUCUCUCCAAUUUCAACGGGCAAAAGGUUUUCGAAGCUAGGGGAUUUUCUCUCUUUCAAUUCAGAGAUUUUUUAGUUUUCUUAGGGCUUGGGAAUCCGAGGAGCUACUUUCCCAAUUGGUGAGGGAUUAAUGGCAGAGGUAAAAUUUGAUGACAUUUGCCUUGAGAACAAGGAAUCUACUGUUGCUUCAAGCUCCUCUGUUUCGGAGAACAGUAGCAGCUCCGCACUAAAGUCUCUUGGGGCAACUAGUCCGAGAAGUGUUUCUCCAGCUCAUAGAAGAACUACUGGUCCAAUCAGAAGAGCGAAAGGAGGUUGGACUCCAGAGGAGGAUGAUACACUACGAAAAGCUGUGUCAGCUUUCAGAGGGAAGUCUUGGAAGAAAAUAGCUGAGUUUUUUCCACAUAGAUCAGAAGUGCAGUGCCUGCAUCGAUGGCAAAAGGUUCUGAAUCCAGAACUUGUGAAAGGUCCCUGGACACCAGAGGAGGAUGAGAAAAUCACAAAGCUAGUGGCCAAAUAUGGACCUACAAAAUGGUCAGUCAUAGCAAAGUCAUUGCCAGGUCGAAUUGGAAAGCAGUGCCGUGAGAGGUGGCACAACCAUUUGAAUCCGGAUAUUAAGAAGGAUGCUUGGACUUUGGACGAGGAGCUUACUCUGCUUAAUGCUCAUCGGAUCAAUGGGAAUAAAUGGGCUGAAUUAGCUAAGCUUCUGCCUGGAAGAACCGACAAUGCAAUCAAGAAUCACUGGAAUAGUUCACUGAAGAAAAAGCUGGAGUUCUAUUUGGCUACAGGGAGCCUCCCUCCAGUAUCUAAAAAUGUUCUUCUAAAUGGCGCUAGGGAUAUCAGUAGGAUAACUUUAGUGAGGUCGCCUGUUUUGGCUUCGUGUGAUACUAUUGAAUCAUGUAAAGUUAAAGAUGGGAAGGAUAAGCUAGAUGCUAUUCUCGCUGAUCAUGAUGUUGCUGCCUAUCGGCAGUGUGAGUCUAUGAACCCUGAGGGCACAAACUGUCUGGCAGUCACUACCCAUUCAAAUACAGAAUCUGAAUUUGAGAGACAGAGAUUCUGUGGAGAAGUUGAUCAAUACCGAAUUAUCGGAACAGCAGUGCAUUGUGAUACUCCAAUUUAUGAGACAUUAUAUUAUGAGCCACCAGUAAUAGAAAGCCAUGGUCAGCUAGAUUCAAAUCUUGGUAAUACUUUCUUGAUGCAACCGGAAGCAGACGUCACGGCAUUGUCACCCACACCUUUCAUUACUCCACCAAGUGUAAAUAGUAGAAGCUUGUAUAUGCAAACCCCUGAGUCUAUACUGAGAAAUGCUGCAAAAAGCUUUCCAAUCACUCCAUCAAUACUAAGAAAGAGAAAGUCUGAGCUGCAGCAGCCCAAGGAAACAGUUAUAUCUAAUACUGAUCAUGACCAGACAAAUAGUUCUGAGAAUACGGGGCUGCAGAACAACUGCUUAUGUGAAAAUCCUACUUGCGAUAAUGAAGAUGGGUUAAGCAGCAAUCAGUCAUUUAAUUCAUCUCCUCCAUAUCGAUUAAGAUUUAAAAGGACUUCAGUUCUUAAAUCUGUCGAGAAGCAGCUCGACUUCACUACUGUCAUGGAGCAUGAUUGCUGUGACUAUAACUUGAAAGAUGGAGAGGUUAAGAAAGUUCCACCUGUAACAAAGUUCGUCUACACGCGUCAAAAGAGAUAUGCUGAUAGAACUGGAUCAUAGUCGCUGUUAACGGAAGGAACCAGACACUUCUAGAUGCACAAUUGCAAGCUAAAGCGCAGGGCCUAUCAUGGAUACAGGUUCUGCAAAGAUGGAUAUCCUUUUUCUCCAUUUAAUGAUUAUAUUUAAGAUAAAAUAUUUCUUCUCAAUCAUCCAGAUUCAAACUCUAACUGACUUUGUAUAGGAACUGUCCUCUUAGAUAGAUUCUGUAUUAUAGUUUUUCGUGAUAUAGAAUAAGUCUUGGUCUAGGGAAAUUUUUAGAAUAUAAUGCAGUUCCUUGAUAUAGAAUAAAGUCUUCUUACUUGGGGGAAAUUUGUGAUAUUUUAUUAGCAGAGUUUUAAUAGUGCUCGAGGAUAA